Molecule: messenger RNA, 8524 nt
Organism: Drosophila subpulchrella
Lineage: Eukaryota; Metazoa; Arthropoda; Insecta; Diptera; Drosophilidae
Gene: Sec16
Exons: 13
Coding region: 194-7063 (2289 amino acids)
Biological process (GO): COPII vesicle coat assembly; Golgi organization; autophagy
Cellular component (GO): ER to Golgi transport vesicle membrane; endoplasmic reticulum exit site
Source: RefSeq, a predicted model, not a curated record
CUGGCAACGCCACGAAAGUCGAGUUGGCAUUUGGGAGAUUUUGUUGUGUUCGGAUCGAAAAAAUUCCCCAGUUAAUUGUUUAAAAACCAAGACGACUGCUUUGGCAAUCAGCAAACAAGUAAAUGUAUUGUUUCGUCAACUGCCAGAGAACAGUACCAAGUGCGUGUAAAUAAACAAGCGAUUUGUAUCCAAUAUGUUGCACAACAAUGCGCCCUGGCUGCCACCGCAUCAGCAGCAGCAGCAGCAACAGGCCCCGCAGCAACAUCCUAAUCCCCAGCAGCAACAUGCAACGCCCCAACAGCAGCAACCUCAUCCUGCACAGCAGCAGCAGCAGCUCUAUGCCAGUCAAAUGUUCCAGCAACAACAGCCAAAUUACUGGCCGGAGGAUCAGCAGCACCAGCACCAGCAGCAACAGCAAUCGCUGAACUACAACAACUACUUUACGGGACAGCAGCAGCAACAUCCUCCGCAGCAGCAGCAGCAGCAACUGCCACCGCAGCAACAGCAACAGCCUACGCAGCAGCAACUGUAUUAUCCCACUCACCAGCAGUCACAAGUCCCGGCUCCAGCGGAACCCGCUCUGGACUCGUUUGACAACAAUAAUAGCGGAGGAGGAGGAGGAGGAGGUGCCGGCCGGAGCGAUGGCUGGGGUGAUUGGGGCGAUUGGAAUGACAAUAGCAACAAUAAUAAUAGCGUGAGCAGCAUUACCAACAGCAACGAGGCCUUGUUGGAGCCAUCGGGACAACUGCUAGAGGAUUCCUUUAAUGUGCAGUCCUCGCCAGGCAGCUGGCAAGCCUUUGCCACCGGUAACAAUGUUAAUAACAACUUGGAGCUGCCGCCUCCAACGGAUCAGCAAGCACCACAAUUGCAGCAGCAGCCAUUGCAUCAGCAACCGACACCUUUGUUGCACCACCAGCAGCCGCAAUCGCCGCCAGAGCUUGGCCAGGAACCCGAACUGGAUGCUAUUGUGCCUCCACAAGCUUUCCAAAACCAACCAGCGGCGGUAGCACCACCACCAACAUCACUGGCUUCAUUUGCCCCACCACCGUCUGCUGUAGGAUCACCUUUAUUUGCUGUGGGAGCUCCUCCAGCACAUCUCGCAGCGGUGGGAGCUCCUCCAGCACCUCUUGCCGGAGUGGGAGCACCACCACCACCCUUGGUUUCAAUGGGAACACCACCAUCGGACGCUACUGGCAUUGCACCACCGGCUGCACUGCCGCCUACGGCUGGCAAUCCCUUCAAACGUUCCACGGGUCUCAACAAGCGUGUUAACAUAAUGGCCAAUCCGGCGGGUGGAGCUCCUUCGCCACCAGCACCUGCUGCAGUUGCUCCUGCGGCACCAAUAGCACCAAUAGCUCCAAUUGCUCCAAUAGCACCACCAGCGGAACAGCUCUAUGGCUUACCAGCAGAAGCUCACGGAGAUGGUUUCAAUUUAUCGGCGGCACCACCUGUUGAGGCUUCAAUUGGAGUUCCACUGGGUGUACAUGCUCCCAUUCCUGCACCAACCGCAUCGUUCUAUGUACCACCAACACUGCUACAGCCUGUCCAGCCCGUUGAGCCAGACAACCAGGAGGUGUUGUCCGCUCCGAAUGACGAGCGUGCCCAGUACUUGCAGACAAGUCAUUUGUCCGAGCAGCUGGGCGAAGGUGAAGCGGAUCAGGAUGCCGGUUUGCUGCCGCCACCGGGCCUGUCCCGUCUGGUAUUGGGUCAACCAGAGUUGGAUUCGCAGCAGCAACGCCUGGUCACCGGAGCCACAGAGCAGCCACCGCUCAAUGUCGCCCAGGUAGCCGCCCUGCACAUGCAGGAGCGUCAGGCAGAUGGCGAGGACACCUCCGAUGGUGAGCAGCAAGUGCGUAAUAUACAGACGCCACCACGUCGCGUUGUCACUGGCGUAGAGACCAAUGCUUCAUCCUUAAGGGAGCAGCGAGAAGUGGUGCUGGAUGGCGAGAAUCUGGAGGAUCGCGAAGCUAUCCCACCACCAGCUCUGAUCGAACUUCCCCCGACAUCAGUGCAUCACAACAUUCUGCCCGAUGAGCCGGAGCAACUGCAUCACAACAAUCCACCGCAGGCAGUGACCCCACUUAAUGCCCAGCAACCCCAUCAGCAGCAACCACUGUUGCAGCAGCAGCAACAACACCAGCCACAUCCAAGCCAGCAGGAGAAGAAGCGUGCGGCGGUGGGACGUCGGGCCAAUGCUUCGCUGGAUCUGGAGACCGAGGACGAGUCGGAUGAGUUCCUGCAGAGCGAAAGGGAGCGGGAUCGAGAGCGUGAGCGCAGGGAUCUGAUGGACGAAAGGCAGGGUCGUGGACGCAGCCAUGGUCACUACACCUACGAUGGCGAAACGGAGGACUCUGUCCGCGGUACUGCCCACCACGAGACCAAAUCCCUGAGGGAAACGCAACACAGGCGCAAUCACGACUCCACGCGCUCGCGUCGCCACCAGGAACCGAAAAUGGAGCGCGAGAGGGAACAGGAUAGGGAGCGUGAGCGCAACUGGCGCCGCCGUUCCAACAAGUAUCACAGUGGCGGCGAGGAUCAGGAGCGUUCCUACGACCACUCGCGUCGCUUCAACAACAGCGCCUACGACGGCGAGUCGGAUAAUCCGGAGAUAAAUCAUCUGGGCGAGGGAGAGCUCGAUGGCAGCACCGGCGGAGCUGGCGGUAGCGGUGGCCGUAGCAGUAAGGCCGGUCGCCAGCGACGCAACGAUCACGCCGAGGACGGCUUCUAUUAUUACGAACGAGAACCCGAUCGCGAUCGUGAACCCGAUCGUGAUCGCGAUCGUCAGUACUCCAGACGCUCCACCAAAACGCAAUCAUCGGCUGACAAAUCGCGCUCCUCCGGCGGACGACGGAGUUACGAGAAUCACGGACGUAGUGGCCGCCAGGAGGAUGGUCGCCGACGUCAUCAGGAUCUGCGGAACUGGGACGGUGGCUACGAGGAGUACCGCCGAAAGAGUUCGCGCAACAGCGAUCUCGAGAAGGAGCGCAUCAAUGGCGGAAAUACCAGCGGUGGCGGUGGAGCCGGUGGUUCCGGCUCGGGCAAGCGUCGCAACUACGAUCAGUAUGCCGUGUCUACCGGUGCCUAUGAUCCGUACGGUAUGUACGAGCAAAUGUCGCGGAAUCCACAUGCCUAUGCCGAUAUGUACGCCAAGUUUUACGGCCAGAUGAUCAACUCGAUGACGGCUGCUGUUUCGGCGGCUGCUUCGAAGUCGGGAGUUCCUGGUGCCGCGGCGAUCCCAGGCUUGGUGCCCGGCGCGGUUCCGGUGAGUGCCGCCCAGUUGGUGGCCGCCACAAGUGGAGCAAAUGUCAGCGAGAGCAGUGAAGCCGCCAUGCUCAGAGAGCGAGAAAGGUAUACACACGCAUACAUAACCCAAGCCAAUGAAUUCCAUCGUCACCAAUACAAAGAGCUGAUCUACCAGCAACAACAACAACAACAUCAGAGGGAGGAUCUUAACUCCAGUUUUAACAUUACGGAGGAUAAUGCCAGUUUUUACGGAUCGCGAGGAGGAUCCAUCUAUAGCCAAUACCAUCCAAUACCAUAUCCGCUCUCCAGUGCCCGCUCGUUGAGCAAUUUGAACGGCGAUGGACGCAAUUCCCGAUCCGGACCGUAUUACGCUGGUUCCGAGUGCGGUCUCGAUAUCAGAGCUGCUGCCGAAGCGGCACCAUCGACUUAUGGAGGAGUGGCCACCGCUGGAACGGUGACCGCUGGAACGGUGACCACCAAUGCGGUGGCUCGUCCGCCGCGCAGACGCACUCCCCUGCAGUUCAACCGGCCGCAUUUGGUGGCCUCGUAUGCGAUGAGUCUGCUGCUGAAGGUGAAGCCCAAGUACGCCGGACGCGGACGUCUGCGCAACGACGUGGAGGUGGCACCACCACGCAUCCGAGACGGAACGAGCAGCCUGCUGCGCAUGUAUCCGGGUCCCUUGCAGGGCCGCAAGUUGCACAAGGACAAGAUCAUUAGUUUCUGCAAGGAACAGAUACGACUGGGACCCACAAAGGGUUGCACUGCGCUGUAUGCCACACAGAAGAAGCCACAGGGCAGCGUGGUCAAAUACCGUGCCUCACAUGCCCUCAUGUGGCACCUGCUCAUACUACUGCUGCGCCAAAAUGGGUACAUUGCCGACACUGAUGUGGGCGACCUGUUGCUGGAGAACCAGCAGGAGUAUCCCUACGAUCCCAACGACUAUGAAGCUGAGAACGAGCCAGAGGUGGAGGCUGAGCAGGAUGUGGCUGCUCCAGCGGAGAAGGCAGUGGAAUCGGAUUCAGAUAGCCAAUCGCCGGCAGCAGCAGCUACGCCAGAGGAAACAUCUGUCGCGGGUGCAGCAGCUAGCUCAUCCAAUGCAGCGGAUGUGGGAGCUACAGCGGCUGCAGCUGGAGGAGCUGGACAGACGCCUCUGUCGGAACAGGCGGCCACGGACAAGUUCCGCAGCUAUGUGCUGCGCGGAAAUGUCGAGGAGGCCCUCCAGUGGGCCACCGACAAUAGUCUGUGGACGCACGCCUUUUUCCUGGCCCUCUACGAGGAUCGCUAUGCCCUAACCGAUGUGGCCCAGAAGUUCCUUAAUCGCGCCAUCAAGGCCAAUGAUCCGCUGCAGACGCUCUACCAAAUGAAGAGCUGCCAAACGCCGGCGUGCGUGAGCCAGCUGAGAGAUGAGCAAUGGGGCGAUUGGCGGUCACAUCUGUCCAUUCUGGUGACCAACAAGAGUCGCCAGCCGGAGUACGAUCGCAGUUCGGUGGUGGCACUUGGCGACACGCUAUUCCAGCGGGGCGAUAUCUAUGCAGCACACUUUUGCUAUCUGGUGGCCCAGGAAGAGUUUGGGCGCUACAAUAGCUCGGCCACGGAGCUAACUACUUUGACCGCCAAUGUACCCAGGCUCAUUCUGCUGGGCUCCUCGCAUUACAAGCACUUCAAUGAGUUCGCCAGCAACGAGGCCAUCAUCAUGACGGAGAUCUACGAGUACGCACGAUCGCUGUUCGAUCCCAAGUUCAGCAUUGCACACUUCCAGCACUACAAGUUCCUGCUGGCCACAAGGAUCCUCGAUUAUGGCCAGCACUUCCGCUGCACAAAUUACUUGGAGCAAAUCGCCAGGCACAUCGAACUGAAGCCAGAGAGCUACGACAGCGAUUUCAUCCAGCGGGUCUGCGGUUUGGCCGAACGCCUACGCUACCAUGAUCCCAUCCUGAUCAAUCGUGUGUCUUUUGCGAGUCCUCCGAAUGCCACCAGCAAGGAUAGCGCUGCUCCCGAGGAAAAGGCCUGGUUGCGUCAGCUGCGUUCCCUAGCCGAUGUGCAGCCGCAACCAGAGCAAAUGCAUCAACUGCAGCAGGAGAAGGAAAUCCAGCAGGAGCAAAACGACAUCGACCAGCAGUUCGCCGAGGUGAAUAAGCAGUUCCGUGAGCUGAACAUGCAAUACGAUGGUGGCAAUCUGGAGAAUACGCUGCAACAGCAAGUGCCUGCUCCAGUGGAACAGCAGCCAGUGCAGCAAGUUCUGCCGGAAGCGCACCAACAUCCGGCACAACAAUACCAUGAGCCACCAGCACCUCAAGCGCCGGCCGAAUCGGAUCCUUAUGGCCAGGGACAACAGCCCUACUACGAUCCCAAUGCCGGCCAGCUUCAGUACGAUCCCAAUGCGGUGCAGCACCAAUACGACCCGAAUGUGGCCCACCAUCAAUACGAACAGCAGCCUCAGCAACCGACUGGCAACUAUGGCCAAAUAGAGCAUGCAAGUGAGGCCUAUCAACCAGGUCAAACUACGGAUCCAGCUGCUGUUCCCCCAAGCUAUGGAUAUGAUUACUGGUCGGGCACACAGCAGCCACCGUAUGGCGAUGAGCCAAAUGAGAAUCAAGCUGCCUUAAAGGAUCAGGAGGAGGAGGAGCAGGAUGAGCAACAGGUAUUGCAGCAGGCACAGCAGCAACAGUUGCAUCAGGCCAAGCUGCAACAGGAGCAACAUACGCGCAGCAAUGGCGCUGCCAACAGCAACAAUCGCUUCAAAUCGAAUGCUUUGAAGCAGGAAAAGAGCAGCAGUGCAUUGCGAAAAAGGCAAGAGGCGUCUAGAACAGCAACCAUAGCAGCGGCAGCAGCAGCAAUUGCCCAGAUAACACCAGCAACACAUGCAGCAGCAGCAGCAGCAGCAACAGCAGGAGCAGCAGGAACGACGACAGUAGCAACAUCUUCGGCAAAGGCAUUCAAUUUGAAUGAUCUGCAGCAGCAGGCGCGCCCGGCCAUUUCCAUGCCCAAGUCAAAGAGCUAUGGGGAUGAGGACGACGGUGGUGCUGGUGGUGCGGGUGCGGCACAUCCUGGCCAGAAUCCAUCGCUUGGAGGCUCCUCAGAGGCGGGCGGCAAACAGCAGACAUCGGGCAAACCGGCCAACUCCGUCGGGGAUCUUGGUGCACCUGGCAAUCAGAAUGCGGGCUGGUUUGGCGGCCUCUGGAACAAGCUGUCGCUGAAGCCAAAGAACCAAAUGAUCCUGCCGGACGACAAGAAUCCGACCAUCGUGUGGGACAAGGAGCGCAAAUGCUGGACAAACACCGAGGGCAACGGCGAAGAGGUGGAGAGCUUUAAGCCGCCGCCCAAGAUGAGCGAUCUGGGCAUGGGCCUGCCGCCGGGAGGACCACCCGCAGCUCCAGCCGGCAUGGGCAUGGGUGCAGCGCUACCGCCAAUGGCCACCAAUCCUCUGGGCGGCCACCAAGCCGCACCGUUGAUGGAUCAGCAGCCUCCGGCGCAACCGCAAAUGUACGGCACUGCCAUUGAUUACACGGCUGCUCCGGCUGCAUCCGAGAUGAUACCCACGGUUCCGUUGCCGGCGCCACUGCCUGUCCCAUCACCUGCACCGGCAGCGGCGCCCAAUCCCGCGGCCACUCCCGGAGGACCCCAGCCCAAGCUGCAGUCGAACAUGUUCAAGAUGCAACGCAACCGCACGCUGAAGAACUCCUACGUGGAUGUGUUCAAUCCCUCCGGGGCGCCCAUGUCGGCGGCGUCGGAGAAUGUGCUGGCCCCCAUAAUGGCGCCGGCAGCGGUGCCCCAAGGCGGUUUCUUUGUGCCCGGCGCGGCGCCCACGCACCAGCAGUAGGGGAUCAGAGUAAGGAUUAGCAGGAUCAGGAGCCUCGGGAUCAGGAGCAGCGACAGGUGUGCAUGGAUGGAGGUGGAUGAGGAUGAGGAGGAUGUGAAAAGGGCUGCCACAAAUGCCAACGAGAUCACUUCGAAACUACGUAAAAACAAGAAAAAACCUUUUCAACGAACGCUCCCACACGCACACACAGUCAUGCAUAAAAUCACACACGCAUCCACACGAGAAAUGGCAACUUUCCAGCAGGGGAAAAGUUGGUCCUUCGAUUUUAUCAAGCUCCUACAGAUUGUUAAACCUCUGUCGUCUGUCUGUCCUAUCUUUGUGUGUGUGUCUCUACUAAAUUAACUCACCCAACUAUUAAAUAAACACCUAAUUUUACCAUUUUGUGCGCAUGCGAUUGUGUGUGUGUGUGAGUGUGCGAUCGAUGUCUUAACGUUUAGUGAAUGAUUAAUUGAGGAAACGAUGAAGAAAGCGAUUUAUGUACGACUAGCGAAUUAUAUAUGUAAAUUUUCUCUAUGUAAACUAUACGCCCCCCGAUCCCCCUCUAUAUCCGCCUUCUCCCCCGAUUUCUGUUUAUAUACAUGUUUCUUUUGUAUGUUGCAUAGUUUUUAUGAUUAUUUUUUGUUUAGCUGUAUGAAACUGUAUUCGAAGGAGGUCAGACAUUCGGAAUUCUUCUUGAUUAUGCAUUGCUGUAUUUCCCCACAUCUAAAUACUAUAUAUAUGUAUAACUGAUCUAUCUGUAUGUUUUCUAUAAACUACAUAAUUGAUAUUGCAUUGAUAAGCGAUUGAGAAGCAAACGAUUUCCUUUCUCGAUGUAUUCUCCUCUCUCUGUGUCUCUUUAUACGAUUGGUGUGAAAUAUGCAAAUGAUUCCAAUUAUAUAUAUAUUUAUAAAUGUAUCGUUAGAACAAUUUAAAUGGUUUUUUCUGUUUUUUACUUUUUGUUUGAAUUUGAAAAUGCAUUUUUAAAAUGUUUAUUUGUUAGAACUUGUUUGUUUAUGCAUUAAUUUUUAAUUUUAAUAUAAAAAAAAAAUAUAACUGGUGCAGGCAAAAAAAGAAAUAAGCAAGGAAUGGAAGGAAUGAAAGAAAGAAAAAUAAUGAAAUUAUAUAGGAGUACACUGGCACACAUAUGUAUUAUGUACAAAUCGAAAUGCUAAUUGGUAUAUCAAAAUUAAAAUAGAAAUCCUCCAAAUAGGGACAAACUGCUGUGUAUUGACCACAAACUCUGUACUCAAAAAGUGUACACAAAUUACGGCUAACCCCCAAGGCUCUGUAACUUGAUUUUCAAACUUUAUAUAUACAUAAUAUUAUGAUGAUCAUGAUUGAUUAGUAAUAUAAUGAUGUUGACAAUGACGGAACUAGAUCGAAACGAAGUGUGGUAUGAAUUCUUUAUGUUUAAAUUAGCCUAAAAUACAUAUUAAAUCAAAUGCGUACGAGAAAAUACAACAUUUAUGUAAAAAUAUAAAA